Molecule: messenger RNA, 3993 nt
Organism: Tachyglossus aculeatus (Australian echidna)
Lineage: Eukaryota; Metazoa; Chordata; Mammalia; Monotremata; Tachyglossidae
Gene: SARDH
Product: sarcosine dehydrogenase
Exons: 21
Coding region: 182-2929 (915 amino acids)
Cellular component (GO): mitochondrial matrix; mitochondrion; cytoplasm
Molecular function (GO): protein binding; sarcosine dehydrogenase activity
Source: RefSeq, a predicted model, not a curated record
GAGGAGAAAGAGGAGAGAAGUCAGGGUGGCCCUCAGAGAAAACACGAGACUGAAACAGAAAGGGUACAGGAGACAGAAAUUUGAAGGGCUUUCCUCUAAACAGGACUCUCCACGGACCCAUGUCCUGCUGAGACCCCAGCCACCUAGUGGACCUCGGAAGCCUCGGGAAGCAUCCUCCCCUAUGGCCUCCCUGAGCCGCGCUGUCCGGGCUCUGGCCUCCCGCCAGCCCCUGGCCACCCAGCGAAGUCUUCUGCAGAGGCUGUUGAGCGGGGCCGUGGGCCUGACGUCAGAGAAGAGUGUCCCCUACCAGCGGACCCUGAAAGAAGACAGUCCCCCCAUCCAGGGCCCCACCAAGCCACUCCCCAAGUCAGCCGAUGUUGUGGUGGUUGGCGGUGGCAGCCUGGGCUGCCAGACGCUCUACCACCUGGACAAGAUGGGCCUGACCAAUGUGGUGUUGCUGGAGAGAGAUCGCCUGACUUCUGGGACCACCUGGCACACUGCAGGUCUGCUGUGGCAGCUCCGCCCCAGUGAUGUGGAGGUGGAGCUGCUGGCACACACGCGCCAGGUGGUGAGCCAUGACCUGGAGGAGGAGACGGGGCUGCACACAGGCUGGAUCCAGAACGGGGGCCUCUUCAUCGCCUCCAAUCGCCAGAGGCUGGACGAGUACAAGCGCCUCAUGUCGCUCGGGAAAGUCUAUGGGGUGGAGUCCUACGUCCUCUCUCCUGCAGAGACCAAGGAUCUGUACCCGCUGAUGAAUGUUGAUGACCUCUAUGGAACCCUCUAUGUCCCCAAGGAUGGCACCAUGGACCCAGCCGGGACCUGCACUACCCUCACCCGGGCUGCCACGGCCAGAGGAGCCCAGGUCAUUGAGAACUGCCCCGUGACUGGCAUCCAUGUUCACACGGAUGACUUUGGUGUGCGGCGGGUCACAGCUGUGGAGACCCAGCAUGGCUCCAUCCAGACGCCCUGCGUGGUCAACUGUGCAGGUGUGUGGGCGACCUCUUUGGGGCAGAUGGCUGGAGUGAAGGUACCCCUGGUGGCCAUGCACCAUGCCUAUGUGGUGACCGAGCGCAUCGAUGGGAUCCAGAACAUGCCAAACGUUCGCGAUCAUGAUGCCUCAGUCUAUCUCCGUCUCCAAGGUGAUGCCCUCUCCGUGGGUGGUUAUGAGUCAAACCCAGUAUUCUGGGAGGAGGUGUCGGAUAAGUUCGCCUUUGGCCUCUUUGAUCUGGACUGGGACAUUUUCACCCAGCAUAUUGAAGGCGCAAUCAAUAGAGUCCCAGUGCUGGAGAGGACUGGGAUUAAGUCCACUGUCUGUGGACCAGAAUCCUUCACAGCUGACCACAAGCCACUCAUGGGGGAAGCUCCUGAGGUCCGAGGCUUCUUCCUCGGCUGUGGAUUCAACAGUGCCGGGAUGAUGCUGGGCGGUGGCUGUGGAAAAGAGCUGGCACACUGGAUCAUCCACGGGCAUCCUGAGAAGGACAUGUACAGCUACGAUAUCAGGCGCUUUCACAGCUCCCUCACUGCUGACCGCCGCUGGAUCCGAGAGCGAAGUCACGAGUCAUACGCCAAGAACUACUCCGUCGUCUUUCCCCAUGACGAGCCCCUGGCUGGACGCAACAGAAGGAGAGAUCCGCUGCAUGAGGAACUCCUUCGACAGGGCUGUGUGUUCCAGGAGAGACACGGUUGGGAACGGCCUGGAUGGUUCAACCCUCAAGGGGCUGCUCCAAUCCUUGAUUAUGACUAUUAUGGUGCCUAUGAACACAAGCCCCAUGAAGACUACAGCUAUAACAAGCUGCUUGGAGAUGAAUACACUUUUGAUUUUCCCCCUCAUCAUGAGGUUAUCAAGAAAGAGUGUUUAACCUGCAGAGGGGCAGCCGCAGUGUUUGACAUGUCGUAUUUUGGAAAGUUCUACCUGCUGGGUCCCGAUGCCAGGAAGGCUGCGGAUUGGCUCUUUUCAGCCGAUGUCAGCAAGGCACCAGGAUCUACUGUGUACACGUGCAUGCUGAAUGCACGGGGAGGGGCUGAGAGCGAUUUGACCGUCAGUAGCCUGGCCCCAGGGACCCAGGCACCUCUGCUGGCCCCUGUAUUUGAAGGGGACGCCUAUUACCUGGCUGUGGGAGGGGCUGUGGCCCAGUACAACUGGUCCCACAUCACUUCAGUGCUCCAGGACCAGAAAUUCCAGUGCCAACUCAUCGACUACUCAGAGGAAUUGGGCAUGAUCAGCAUCCAGGGCCCAGCCAGCCGCACGGUCCUCCAGGAAGUCCUAGAGACAGACCUGAGCAACGAAGCCUUCCCUUUCUCGACUCACAAGCUGGUCAGAGCUGCUGGGCACCUGGUUCAAGCCAUGCGAUUGUCAUUCGUGGGGGAGAUGGGAUGGGAGCUGCACAUCCCCAAGAAAUCCUGCAUCCCUGUUUACAAGGCAGUGAUGGAAGCAGGUGCCAGGCAUGGGAUUACCAACGCUGGCUAUCGGGCUAUUGACUCCCUGAGCAUCGAGAAAGGCUACCGACACUGGCACGGAGAUCUACGCCCUGAUGACUCUCCUUUGGAAGCGGGCCUGGCCUUCACUUGCAAACUCAAGACCACCACUCCCUUCUUGGGGCGGGAAGCCCUGGAGAAGCAACGGGCUGCUGGCCUCCUGAAGCGUCUGGUCUGCUUCACCGUGGAUGAGAAGGUUCCUAUGUUUGGAUUGGAAGCGAUUUGGAGGAAUGGCCAAGUGGUGGGCCAUAUCCGAAGGGCAGACUUUGGCUUUACCAUCAACAAGACCAUAGCCUACGGGUACAUCCGGAAUCCUGAGGGUGGGCCGGUCUCCCUGGAGUUUGUGAAAAGUGGUGACUACGCCCUGGAGAGGAUGGGAGUGAGCUACCCAGCCCAAGCUCACGUCAAGUCCCCUUUUGACCCUGACAACAAGAGGAUAAAGGGGAUUUACUGAUGGCUAAGUUCAGGGAUGAGGGACUUGAGUUGUCAGUGAAUGGGGGAAACACAAGUAUUGCUGAAAAAUAGGGUGAAAUCUAAGGAAGCAUUCCUAGCCAUUCCAGGGGGGAGCAUCCAGAUCCCACAUUCCAGAGGGAUUUGUUCCCUGCUUCCUCAAAGAAACAUCCUAGGAUCCACAGGCUGCCUCUCCUGUAAAAAUAUGGAAGAAAUCCCAGAUCUUGAAGACAACUCCUUCCUAACUCUAUUUCACAAGGAGUCCUAAGGGGACCACUAGAAUUGAAACGGAGACUGACCCAAUCAAUCAAUUGUAUUUAUUUAACACAGUGCAAAGCAAUGUACUAAGCACUUGGAUUAGUACAAUAUAACAGAAUUGGUAGAUAGGUUCUCUGCCCUGAAGGAGCUUAGAGUGUACAGGUUACCCAGAUACUCAGGGUGUUACCUGUGGUUAAAAUGAAAACUGCAAGGAACAGCUCUAAUCCAGAACUUUAACAAGGUUUAGGCUCAGAAUUCAAUGACCUAGCAAUAGCCCAUCAAAUUUUCAUACAGAUCCCCACGUGAGAAAUCUUAACAGAGGGCUCUGCACAAAGUAAGUGCACAAUAAAUACGACUGAAGCAAAAUCUGUAGGUCCAGAAAACUAUUCUUGUUUGGACUUGUUUCAAAGGCUCACCUCAGGGAAUGUUAAGUAGUAAAAGUAGUCAAUGGAAUCCUAAUGCUCCAGUAAAAGAUAUCCCCUGGGAAUAUGUUUGUGUUAUCAGGUCUUUACUUUCCCAAAGAGGCAAGCAAUAAGUUGCUGGGCAUCCUUGUUGCCUAGGAACUGAGCAGGAGAUUAUGGCUGGAUCUGAAAAUACCAGAAUACUGGCCCAUUCAUUUCAGUGAGAUAUUUUUCUUGCCACCCUGAAUUGUCCACCAUGAACUAGUCCUUGCCUCUUCUGUGGAUAGACUGGCAUAGAGCCUCUGGAAUUCCUUUGCCUCACCCAACUCUUGAGAAGCACUGUAGCCUAAUGGAAAGAGCACAGCACCUGGGUUCUAAUCCUGGCUCUGCUACUUACGGGUGAAUAACC